AUGCUAAAAUGUGCCUCUCCUAGUUGCUUUGUCCAUUUUCAUUAUGAAUGUGCUAAAAGUACAAACACUGGUGGAUAUACCUUUGAAUCAAUGAGAAGAAAUAGUAAAUUAUAUUGUUCACUACAUCAUUGUACAGCUUGUUUUGCUGAUCAUAAUAGGACUAGAUGUUUUAAUGGUAAAUUAUUUGCGUGUGAUCAGUGUGAACUUGCCUGGCAUGAGGACUGCAUACCUGGUGGAUGUGAAAUUGAUGAAAAAGGCAAAAUCAUAUGCCCUCGUCAUGUAAUUUUUGAUGAUGCAACAAAUCUCCAUUUGCAACAUUGUGCUGAUUGUCAACAGGGACCGCUUCAAGGAGAAAAACUCGUAAAAUGCACAAAAUGUUUCCGUUCGAUGCAUUUUAAAUGUUAUAGCAGGCCAAAAAGAGAUUACGUUAUGGAUACAUCUGAAGAAAGGGAAAUUGCAACUUGUCAUUGGUGUGAUAUGUUUGAUUUUGUUCGUUACAAUGAAUAUGCUAUGGCCAGAUUUUCUAGACAAAAAUGGUAUCCUUGUCAAAUUAUAAAAAAUGAUGAAUUUCCAAUUAAAAGUCCUCAACUUGGCGCUGUUGGCUAUCUUUGUGUUAAAUGGCUUCCAUACAGAGGCAAAAUUUAUUAUAAUAUACUUUCGCAUAAUCGAGUGAUUACAAUGACUCACAGUGAUUAUUUUUAUAUUACUGAAGCUAGUAAAUCUGAUAUUUUUGCAGAGUGGACAUCAGCACAAGAAUUUAUGCUUAAAAAUAGUUUAACUCAACGGCCAUUAAAAACUGAUCAAAUCCCAGAUAAAUUAUUUAGUAAUGGUGAGAAAAUUGUCAAACAAUUGAAUAACAAAUACUCUAAAUCUGAAUUAAAAAUGCCGCGGGAUCGUCUAUUUGGUAGGGACAAUUGUAAAUGUCCUAGCGAUGCAACAGACAGAUGUGGGCCUUCUUCGAAAUGCAUAAAUCGAGCAUUGAACAUGGAAUGUCCAAAGGAUUGUAAUGAACUACCAAACAAACCAUGCAACAACAGACGCAUUAGUGAAGGAAAAAAUUGUAUUCAAGUAAAAAUUGAAUAUUUUCAUGGAAAAGGAUAUGGAGCAAUUUCAAUGGAGGAUAUACCAGCGGGAGGAUUUGUGGGUGAAUAUACUGGAGAAGUUAUUGAUGAAGAAGAAAAACGUCGUCGAAUAGAUAGAAUUGCUUCCUUACAAUCAAAUGAAGCCCAAUAUUAUAUUAUGGAAUUGGAUGAUAAAAGGGCUAUUGAUGCCCAAUAUUAUGGAAAUGAUAUGCGUUAUGUAAAUCACUCUUGUAAUCCAAAUUGUAUUAUCCAACAAUUUCAAAGUGAUUUUGAUCUCCAUUUGGUUUUAAUUGCAAAGAGAAAUAUAUCUAAAGGGGAAGAAUUAUCUUUUGAUUAUAAUAUGCAAAGACAAGGACUUUGGAGUGAAGUACCUUCAUGUCAUUGUGGUGAAAUAAAUUGUACGGGUAUACUUGCAGCAGAUCCAGCAACUCGACGACGUUGGGGUGAUUUGGAUUCCUCGUCUUCCAAAACAACAAAAAAUUCAAAAUCUCAUCGUUCUCUCUCAGUUCCAUCAAAUGAAAAUUCAGUGCAAGAUGUCCCCUUAUUGGCAAAAUCGACAGGAUAUAAAAGAAAAAAAUUGGAAGAUACAACGAAUAAUAAAUUAAAUUUGAAGAAGGCGAAGGUUUCAAACAGUUAAUUUUAUUUUUAUUGAGUUGAAGGAAAA
Messenger RNA from Meloidogyne enterolobii, 1746 nucleotides. Lineage: Eukaryota; Metazoa; Nematoda; Chromadorea; Rhabditida; Meloidogynidae. The record is from the annotation of a GenBank genome assembly.